Panicum hallii is the source of this 2511-nucleotide messenger RNA. RefSeq names its product probable D-2-hydroxyglutarate dehydrogenase, mitochondrial. The coding region runs from base 152 to 1834 and encodes 560 amino acids. The transcript has 16 exons. NCBI's taxonomy places the organism in Eukaryota, Viridiplantae, Streptophyta, Magnoliopsida, Poales, Poaceae. Gene Ontology annotation, cellular component: mitochondrion. The record is from RefSeq and is a predicted model, not a curated record. Gene Ontology annotation, molecular function: FAD binding; catalytic activity.
GACGCAAGUGGCAAGCUCAUCUGCCUGCCUACCUGCCGAAACGGUUGGUAGCAGUAGCACUCCACCGCAGUCACACGCGCCCCUCCGCUCCCUCCCUUCCCUCCCUCUCCAUCGAUACGGCGCCAGCUCCGAGGCGGGACCGGAGGACGGCAUGGCGCGGCGCGCGGCAGCGGCGGCGAGGCUUCUCCGCCGCCUGGGCCCGCUCGCCGCCGAGCCGCCGAUGCGAGGAAUGCCUCAUCCUCAAUAUGAAUUUGCCAAUGGCACUGUGAAUUCUUGUAGAAGAUUCCAUAGCAUUCCCAGUCUGCAGCGUGCUCCCUGUGGACCUAGAACUAACGUGGAAACAUAUGAAGGCCAACGCAGUGCUAACCAGCCUCGUGAAGUUCAGAAGCGCACAUUUGGUUCUGCAGCAACACACAUUCAGAGGAAUCCAGCCUACUCAGAGCUGAACUCUGAUGAUGUUUCUUACUUCAGGAGCAUAUUGGGUGAUGGUGUAGUUGAGGAUGAAGACAGAAUUGCAGUUGCAAACGUAGACUGGAUGGGUAAAUACAAGGGUGCAAGUCAGCUACUGCUUUUACCAAAAAGUACUAUAGAGGUUUCUAAGAUUCUUUCAUAUUGCAACACCAGACGAUUGGCUGUGGUUCCACAGGGUGGCAACACAGGCCUUGUAGGUGGCAGUGUGCCUGUUUAUGAUGAGGUGAUUGUCAGUCUCGCAGGCAUGGACAAAAUCAUUUCCUUUGAUAAGGUAAAUGGUAUUCUUACUUGUGAAGCUGGUUGCGUGUUGGAGAAUUUAAGUACCUUCGUGGAAAAUGAAGGGUUUAUUAUGCCACUUGACUUGGGAGCAAAAGGUAGUUGCCACAUUGGUGGAAACAUUUCAACUAAUGCUGGUGGCCUGCGUUUCAUACGCUACGGUUCACUUCAUGGAAAUGUACUUGGUCUUGAAGUUGUCCUGGCUGAUGGGACUAUCCUUGAUAUGCUUACUACCUUACGGAAAGACAAUACUGGGUACGAUCUGAAGCACUUAUUUAUUGGAAGUGAAGGUUCGCUAGGAGUGGUCACCAAAAUUUCAGUACUUACACCUGCAAAGCUACCUUCAACUAAUGUUGCAUUUCUUUCCUGCAAUGACUACACAAGCUGCCAGAAAUUACUGCUUGCAGCUAGGAGGAACUUGGGUGAGAUUCUGUCUGCAUUUGAAUUCAUGGAUCAUCACUGUAUUGAUCUGGCUAUGCGACAUUUGGAGGGAGUUCAAAAUCCUUUACCUGCAUCACAGUACAAAUUUUAUGUUCUGAUUGAGACAACAGGGAGUGAUGAAUCGUAUGACAAAACAAAACUGGAAUCCUUUUUGUUGCGUUCAAUGGAAGAUGGUCUGGUAGCUGAUGGAGUCAUAGCACAGGACAUCAGCCAAGCAUCAAACUUUUGGCGGAUCCGCGAGGGUAUAUCAGAGGCAUCUGUCAAAGUUGGGGCUGUGUACAAAUAUGACUUAUCCAUACCUGUAGAGAAGCUCUAUGAUAUUGUUGAGAAAAUGCGCUGCCGUCUUGGUGAUAAUGCAGAGGUAUUGGGCUAUGGCCACCUUGGAGAUGGGAAUCUGCAUUUGAACAUCCUAUCAAGCAAAUACGACGACAAUACUCUUGCACAAAUCGAACCAUUUGUCUAUGAGUGGACUUCAGCACAAAGAGGAAGCAUCAGUGCAGAGCAUGGUUUGGGGCUAAUGAAAGCAGAGAAGAUUCACUACAGCAAAUCACCUGAAGCAGUGCAACUAAUGGCCUCCAUCAAGAAGUUGAUGGACCCCAAUUCAAUCCUGAAUCCCUACAAGGUUCUGCCGCAGUCUGUACUGUAGCUGAAGGAGAGCUGCGUAUCAUUGUAUUAAUAGAAGAAGAAAAGAGUUAUACAUAGACCUGAACACACACCCCACACACACCCUUGAAAAACUUAAGAACUACUCACCCGUUACACUAGGUACAGCGGCCAACACUGGAGCCAGUAAACUAACUCCCUCCCUGCACAGAGAGCAGGGUAAGGCCCCUAGCUCCUGCUAAGCUCCACAACUGUGCUUCUUCCAUGGCCAAGGAUAGAGCAGUGGCGACACUUGGGACAGUCCCAUUGAAGACGCAAUCAUUCCGGUGCCUCCAAAGGCUCCAGGCACCGAGAAUAACGAGAGAGUUUAGUCCUUUUCUGUAUGUCGCCCAAGACCGAAGCUUCCACUUUCUCCCACCAGUUGUCAAAGGAAGCAUCCUGAGACUGAGGGGCCAGCGGGGAGAGACCAGACCGCCAACAAGAGAGAACCAGAACUGCCCUCAUGUCAUGGGAUUAUGGGAGGCAUGCUGCGGUUUCUGAUCUGAUGGUACCAGUAGGUUACAAGAUUGCAAGCCCUCAACUUCACCGCGUUGACAGAGCUGAAAUAAGUCUUCUCUUUUUUUUUUGUCGAAGUGACAAGUGGUUAAAUAGAUUAAAAGCGCAUUGUACUUGUUUUAUGCUAUGUCAAAAUAGUGCAAGAAAAAAAGGUGGUGCAUACAA